AUGGUCAUCAACCAUGUCCCGAACAUACCGGUGCAAAUACCAGCAUCGAAGCUGAUAGACAAGCACGAGUCAAUUAGCAUCAAAGAAGAAGACAUGGCACCUGAGUCUAUACGCCGAAGUCAUAAGUUGGAUUUUAACAUCACGCCGUUUCCUACAUGGUUGAGCCCAACAGCCGAGGAAUGUGAGGAGGUAGCCCGUCUACUGUCAAAUGAACACGGAGAUGUUAAAGCGCCUAAAGAAAUACCACCACCAUCAUUGACAGUAACUGGUUGUGGGGAAGUGCCAUGCGUUCUGGACGCCCUAAUCCGCACUUUUUUGAGCGGUGCAACAACCAGCACCAACGCAGCAAUGGCAUUUCAGGGUCUGGUUCAAAAGUUCGGUAUUCUCCAAGCUGGAGUGGGCAAGGGGAGCGUAGACUGGGACAAGGUGCGGCAAGCCUCGGUGAAGGAUAUCCGUGAUGCCAUAAGAAGCGGUGGCUUAGCUGAUACAAAGAGCAAACGCAUCAAAAAAAUAUUGGAAAUGGUGCAUGCAGAAAACAUAGAACGGCGGGAGAUAGGAAAGGCAGACAGUGGAAAUGAGGGUGUGCUGUCCCUGGACUAUAUGCAUGAUUUCACAAAAGACGAAGCAAUGCAACAUUUCAUUAAAUAUCCAGGGGUUGGAGUCAAAACUGCUGCAUGUGUGGUGCUCUUCUGCCUUCGACGGCCUUGCUUUGCCGUUGAUACCCACGUUUUUCGCCUUUCAAAAUGGCUUGGGUGGGUGCCGCCAGAGAAAGUCAAUGAGAUAGCGGCAUUCAGGCAUCUAGAGGCCCGAGUUCCCGAUCAUCUUAAGUAUUCGUUGCAUCAGCUGUUUCUAUUCCACGGGAAACAAUGUGGGAGAUGUAGGGCAGCAACAAGUGUGAAAAGUGAGGGCUGGGCAAAAGGCUGCGUUGUUGAGCAUUUGAUCUUACGCCGGGCUCUUAUUGCUGUGUUGACCUGGAUUGCAGUCCGAGUAGCCUACAGGUAUAUCCUUGCCCAGAAAGAGAGUCCCGUUGACUUUUCUGUCCCUUUACCCCCCGAAGUAUCUCCGGACUGGAGAGGCAAAUCAUGGAGUGAGGCCGAAGGUGCAGAUAGGGAACUUCUCGAGGCGCAGUCUUUUGGAAAAUUCGACACAUCUAAAAUCCUUAGCUACUGUCCUGCCGAUGGCCGGUUGCUCGGAAACGAGGAUGGCGUUAAACCAGCGUCACCGGGGGAGAUUGACUUGACGGUGCGGAGAGCCGUUGUUGCACACCUAAAAUUCAAAAAGACAACCUUUUCAGAGCGGCGAAAGGUGCUCAGGACGCUUCUAAAGUACAUUUUAGAGCAUCAAGAUGAGAUUGUCGCCGCCUGCUGUUUAGAUUCUGGCAAAACCAAGGUCGAUGCCUGUUUCGGUGAAAUCCUUGUUACCGUCGAAAAGCUAAAAUGGACUAUCGAUCAUGGAGAGAAGGCUCUUCGUACGGACUCUCGCCCCACGAAUCUAUUGAUGAUGUACAAAAAGAACACAGUUCGAUAUGAGCCCCUGGGAGUUGUCGCUGCAUGUGUGUCAUGGAAUUACCCCUUCCAUAAUUUCAUCUCCCCGGUUAUUAGUGCGAUCUUUGCUGGAAAUUCAAUUAUUGUGAAACCGUCAGAACAUACCGCCUGGUCAUCCUCCUUCUUUCAAAGCAUGAUCCGAGAGGCUAUUGUCAGCUGCGGCUAUUCGGAAUUUUUAGUACAGAGCCUUGUCUGUUUACCUCAACACGCCGAUGUCUUGACAUCUCAUCGCAAGAUUGACCACAUUAUUUUCAUUGGCUCGCGGCCGGUUGCGCAUGAGGUGUGCAAGUCAGCAGCUAAAGCUCUCACGCCGGUGACUGUUGAGCUGGGGGGAAAGGACCCUGUUGUUGUCCUUGACGACCCUUCUACCCUAAAGGACCUGCCCAAUAUCACAUCAAUUCUUAUGAGGGGGGUUUUUCAGUCGGCAGGCCAAAAUUGUGUUGGUGCAGAGCGAAUCAUUGCCCUUCCUCGCUCGUACAACAAAAUACUAGAGAUUAUCACACCUCGGAUCAAAGCUCUUCGGCUUGGGUCUGUACUCUUGGAUUCACGGAAUAUUGAGAAAGACUCUGGCCACGCGCUCCAUACACCAGAUGUCGGUGCUAUUAUCUCACAAAGAUCCUUUGAUCUCUUAGAGGCACUAAUUUCCGAAGCUGUUGGUCAGGGGGCAAAACUCAUUUGCGGUGGGAAACGAUAUAAUCAUCCUCUUUACCCACAUGGACACUACUUCACCCCGACACUUCUCGCCAAUGUCACCCGAGAGAUGCGAAUUGCGCAAAUGGAAUUGUUUGCGCCAGUAUUCCUGCUGAUGCGUGCCGCCGAUUUAGCAGAGGCAGUAACUAUUGCCAAUUCUACUGAAUACGCCCUUGGCUCCAGUGUUUUUGGGCAUCGGAAGCGGGACGUUGAAUACUGCGUCUCCAAUCUUAAUGCCGGAAUGGUCGCUGUGAAUGAUUUUGGAGCUUAUUAUGCGGUUGGCUUGCCAUUUGGCGGGUUGAAGGGCAGUGGAUACGGACGCUUUGGUGGUGCUGAGGGUCUACGCAACUUGAGUAAUCUCAAGGCCGUCUGCGAAGAUGGGUGGCCAUUCAUUCAAACCAAAAUUCCUCCAACCUUAGACUAUCCGAUACAGAAAGGCGAGAGCGCCAAAAAAGACGGCCGCGGAGCAUGGGAAAUGUGUAAGGGGGUAGUGGAGACCGGAUACCAUCCAUCACUCAACGGAAAGAUAAAUGGUGUAUGGAAGAUUCUUAAUAAUAUUUAA
This is a messenger RNA of Ophidiomyces ophidiicola, 2796 nucleotides long. RefSeq names its product Meiotic Sister-Chromatid recombination aldehyde dehydrogenase (gene MSC7). Gene Ontology annotation, molecular function: aldehyde dehydrogenase (NAD+) activity. NCBI's taxonomy places the organism in Eukaryota, Fungi, Ascomycota, Eurotiomycetes, Onygenales, Onygenaceae. Gene Ontology annotation, biological process: base-excision repair. Bases 1 to 2796 code for a protein of 931 amino acids. The transcript is spliced from 4 exons. The record is from RefSeq and is a predicted model, not a curated record.